Cryptotermes secundus is the source of this 4559-nucleotide messenger RNA. RefSeq lists its product as uncharacterized. The transcript is spliced from 12 exons. The record is from RefSeq and is a predicted model, not a curated record. Lineage: Eukaryota; Metazoa; Arthropoda; Insecta; Blattodea; Kalotermitidae. Bases 818 to 2605 code for a protein of 595 amino acids.
UAGUUGUGUUGGAAGUGUAGCAGCAGCUCUGCAUUGCCGGUGCUAGACCUGUCAAAUUGGCCCAUUUUGUUGUAAGGAGUGAUGACGCAGAAUCUUAAAUAUAGGAAUUACGUGUUCAGGAUGAAGUGAUUAUAAAUUGACAACAACAGUAUAUGAAAUUUGUGUUUAACAUUUGAGUUAAUUCUUAGCAGAAACAUUAGAGGUAAAUGAAUACUUGGCCAGCUUGCUUACCACUAAAUAAUUGGUAUCCUAUACCAUAAAGCAACUAACACUUGCUGUGUGAUUGCAAAAAGGAUUGUGGCAGGUUAUGUAACGACGCUAAUUAUUUGCACAAAUAAACCGUAGUGUUCAAAUUAUUUGAAAUUCUAAUAGGUGUUGCGUGUGCUGUCUAAUUACAUAACAUUACUCAUAAAUUAUGAGGUUUAGUUCUGUGAGAAGAGCUAGAACUUUCGAUCUUAACAGGAACAAACCGGUGAAAUAGUUCGCAACUUAAAGCUGACCUCUCCAUACAGAAAUAAUUCCUGAAUAUAAAGGAAAGUUGAACACGUAUUGCGAGUUAAUUUUGUGCUUACUGUAGGGAAUAAGGACAGUAGUGAAGGCAUGAUGAUCAUGAUAAAUUAAAAGUUAAUUAGUAUAAGUUGUUCCGCAAAUUACGUGAAAACUUAAUUUAAAGAAGAGUUGCGUUGUUUAGGCAUCUAAUAUAACGCCAUAACCGAACUACCUAACGAAGUUUGCGUGUGUGACUCAAGACAGAGAGGAAGAGACAUCAGCCGGAGACAUCUGCUGACACCAGCUUGCGUCACCGAGAGACGGAACCAUGAUGCGGCGGUCCAUACUGGUGCUGUGGUGGCGGGUUGUCUGCACCAUUCUCGUGUCUUCAGAGAGGAUGUGCAAGUUCCCAAACAACUGGUCGGGACAUUGGUUUCAGUCGGGAGUUCCCCAUCUUUUGAUGAUCAACACAAGUGUCAUUGAAACGAAAGGGAUUUGUGUGGAGAAUGAAGGAGACAAAUUCGUCAUCGAGGACAGAUCGUACGAUUGCUCUCGCUGCGUAGUGAUCCACGAGAAACACCGAAAUGUCCUGCAAUACAAGGAAACGUACUGCGUGCCGAAGGACAGCCUGGGCAAGUUGUGCGCGGAGAUCACUGGCGAUGCCACCCUCUAUUCCAUGUUCCGGUCCGACGCUGGGCCUACGGAAUGUCCGUUCACGGGCGGUCCGCCCUUUACCUUCACAUACAACAGAGGCUCCGGAGAGUGUAGUAGUCCUGUGUCCAAGGUGGACUCCUGCACGGACCAAUCGCGUCUGUUGCUCCGUUACCAAGCCUGUCCCGACGUACAUGGUACAGAGAGCACAGUGGAAGAACUGGUGUGCCUGGCCUCAUGGAAGGAUGGCUCGACACGCUAUCUGGUGGGAAAGCUGCAUCAUGCCAUGGCCCACAGUGAUGAGGACCGCUACCGCUGCUUCGUCUACGAGCGCAGCCAGGGACAAGGUCGGGAGAGACGCUCCACCUACGACGUGGCCCAGUCGGGGGACGCCACAUGCAACGGCUUACUGUCUGCCAAAGAGGGCUCCAGAACAAUGAGGCUCACAAAAAUCGACAGCAGUUCGUCGCGGUGCCAUUUCCCCACCUGGGUCACGGAACAUCAUGUGUGGCACACGUUGGACCAUCAGCGCAGUUACCACUUCUCUAAACACAACGCAACUCUCAGGAUAGCCAAAGAGGCAGCAGUCUCAACUCUGAGUGAAGCCACAGGGGGACAUGCUUCUUCGGAACAUAGCGUGAGCGGCAGAACUUCGUUGCGCUCUGGCUCUGUCGAGAUGAGACUGGUGUGCCACUCAACAGAGGGCAGCACCGAAAAGCAGGAGAUAGUUGUCGCGCAUGUCACAACUGGAUGUCAAAGUGGUUAUGUCUGCAUGGUGUUCUACAGGAGGGAUGGUCAUGUGAUUGAGCUUCAGCAGUCUAAUAAAUGGGUUCGUGUUCCUGAAGAAGCUUGUCAGCCACAGACUUUCAACCCAGUCAUACUACCUUAUAUAACUCUCAUCACUGCAAAACCACAUCUACGUCCAUGUCCAUAUCUCGGUCGAUACAUUGUGACGGGUCUCUCCACUAGGCCAAGUGGAGGUGCCUCUGUUGUGUCUGACACCGAGACAAGUAUAACCCAAUGUAGUGACCUACAGUUCCAAAGCUUGACUGUUGGAUGCACUGAAGUGAACACCAUGCAGUUUCAUUCUUCUUGCAGUGUUGCUGAAACGUCUACCUACUCCUGUCAUGGAAGCUGGGAAGAUAAUGGUACGAAUUAUUUAAUUGCGUCUCCUACAAGCCGAAAAUCUGUGGGAGCUCGUCGAUUUUGCUUUAUAUACAUGGCGACAGAUACCGCAACUGCCGCUGGUGGGGACGGGGGAGGGGGAGGAAGCCCGCUGCAGGUCGCAAGUGUUGCUGAGAGCUGUAAGCGAAAUAUUAAUCCAGCUUCAUCAGCAGAAUGGGCCUUCAACCUCACGUUAAAUGGACAGUGUGAUGAAAAGUCACUUGCAGCUGGAAAAGAUACAACAUUACUUCCCAUUGUUGUAUUUCUAGGAAUUUUCAUCAUUGUGCUCAACUCCAGAUGAUGCUAGAUUUACUACAUAACCAUUCAGUAUUCUAAUUUUUAGGGAAAUUUUAAAUUUUGUAACAAAAAUUGCUGAAAUACUGGACAACCAUAUUCCAAAAUGGAAGUGAUAAAAUAUUGAACUAAUCAUUUUUGGUGUAAGGAGUGGAAAACUAAUGGAGCUAGUGCCUACCUUGUGAAUUUGUGACUGAGAACGAAAUUCUUAGCUUUUGUCCAGUUUGUGUGCAAGGUUCCUGGAUAGGAAUGGCUAAGAACUGGGGCUCCAAUCAGUUUAAUUUUGCUGUGAAAAGUUGCAUAAUGCAACUAUAUAUAUAUCUUGAAACAAUCUGCUUGAUGUUAAUAAUAAAACAAAACUGAUAAAACGUUUAAAAACAAAAGGUCAGUGAUAUUUUUCAUCACGAUUGCAUGGUUAACAUUUGAAUAUAAUAUACUGUUAGAUUACAAGGCUAAUGCUUGUGGUUUGGUGGGAUUGGAAGGAGGAGAGGCGUUGGAAUAUUGUGAUAAUUUAAUCUUGAUAGUUUGAAGAAAGGAACUCUGACAGUGGCCUACAAUGUGCUGUCCUGGCAAUUUCCUAUAGGGACUAAGGGGAACCAUGAUACCCUUCUCAGGAAACCUAACUCAGGACUUGUGUAACAGCUCUAGAAAGUAAGGAGAUGUAAAUCUUAGUUGACUGAUAAAUAUAUGCCAUAUUUACUUACCAGCUUUUCCCUUACUUUCAAGGCAAAUUAAACUAGGUAUAUGUGGGGGUAGAUUGUAUUAGGUUAAUGAUCACAUUAUGUUAGAUGGUAGCAUUUUUAUUAAAGAAAAUGUUUUUCAUGUUAACUUACUUGUAAAUGAUAUAUUAUUUUUUUCACCUGGCCUAUUUUAACUGCAAUAUAAGGAACCUUGCAGUGGUCAAUUGCAGUUCAUGAUUUCUCAUUUUGAUUUACUUACUAUGGAAUAUAUUUAGAGAGAACCCUUCUUACAACAGCUGAUCUCAGAAGGUAUUUAAGCUUCUUUCUAUAAAAUUAGUUUUUAAUGCAUGCUAAAUGAGCAAUGAGGAGAGUGAUGAUUGUCAUUUCCUAUUGUGCAAUAGAAUAAUGUAUUGGUUUACCAUAUUCAUACAUCUUAAUCCAAAUUUGCUAAACACACAAAUGCCAAACACAGUGCUUGAACUCAGAGCAGAGAACAUUAGAAUGGACAUCUGUCACUAUAAGUUGGAAUACAUUUACAUGGAAAAGUGAUUUUAUACCGAGGUAUCAACAACAGGACAUAUACUUGCAGCACACAGCCUUAUAAACUGAAAGAUAAUAAUUGUACACAAAAGAAGGGUUUAUCAUCAUCCAGGAGAACAUGUUAGUAAAUACAAGAGUAGCAUGUUAUACCAGUAUUAAUGUUCAGAAAAAUAAGCUCAUAAGGAUUGAAAGUGUUGAUAACUUUUAGGCUCUACAACCUGUGACUCAGACCAGCCUAUAAGGAGUAAUUUUUUCACCCAUCACAAGUAGAAAUUAGUAUUCAUAAAAACAUAUAAUUCUGGUAUGCCUAUAAGCCACCAUAUAUUCAGUAUAUUGUUUAUCAGGAUGUAAAUUUAGAAAAUAAAUUUGAAAAAUCAAUUUUCGUUGCAGAGCAAAAUGAUUGGAGCCUUAGUCAUAAGAUAUGACAGAUAUAUUACUGCAAAGAUUAUAACAGUGUAGAAGUGACACAUGUAAUGGGUUCUGUGCAGAAUCCAAGUGAAUAUUUUUAUAUGGGAAUAAACAUAGCCUGUAGAUAAAACUAAUUGGCCAAGGAGAGUUAUUAGCUUCCAGUUCAGUAAAUAUAGAGCCUAUUAAAAAUAUUAAUUACACCUACUGUCAGAACACUGUCAGCUUAACUGAAGAUUAGUGAGCGGUGCUAAAGUCUUAAUACGCAUAAAUUCUGCAACAUUGUAUUUAGUGAAUACGAGUAUGGUACCCAAAUAAAAAGUCAUUUAUGUUAAA